Messenger RNA from Alternaria postmessia, 849 nucleotides. RefSeq lists its product as uncharacterized. The transcript is spliced from 3 exons. The record is from RefSeq and is a predicted model, not a curated record. The coding region runs from base 1 to 849 and encodes 282 amino acids. NCBI's taxonomy places the organism in Eukaryota, Fungi, Ascomycota, Dothideomycetes, Pleosporales, Pleosporaceae.
AUGAGUUCUCGCACUAUCGCAGUUUUUGGCGGUACAGGCAAGCUUGGUCGCGCUAUCGUCGAAGAGCGUAUCACCCACGGAGGCUAUAAGGUUUUCAUUCUCAGCUGCAAGAUAAGUAUCCUUUCCGCAGCGCUUAUACUAGCUACCGAUUACGACAAUGUCAAUAGUAUCGUCAAGCAACUCGAGACCAACGACGUCGACACCGUCAUCUCCACCUUGGGCUCUACGUUCGGCACAGACUCCGAAAUCGCACUUACCAAAGCAGCGGAGAGCUCUAAAAAGACUACACGAUACAUCCCCAGUAUUUGGAGAAUACCCUGUUCGCCAGAAGCCGUGGCCAUCCCCCCCACGAUGAGCGCGAAGAGCGGCUAUCUCGACAUCCUUGCGAGCACCUCUUUGGAGUACACUGCAGUGUCGAACGGUAUUUUCCUAGACUACUACGGGUUUCCGAAGGUAAAGUCCUAUCUCGGAAAUUUACCCCGUGUGAUCGACAUGGCUGGAAACGCUGCCGCUAUUCCCGGAUCUGGAGAUGUGCCCGUUGUCUUCAGCUAUAGCUUUGACGUGGGGCGUUUUAUCGCUGCAUUGCUAUCAUCUGCCAUGUGGGAGAAAGAAUCGGUCAUCAUCGGCGACAAGAUGACGUGGAAUGAGUUUCUCAUCGUGGCCGAGGAGACAAAGGGUACCAAGUUGGAAUCCAAGCACGACUCGUGGACAACUUUACAAAAGGGUCGCUCAACAGCACUGCCCAGCCAGAGACAACUGUACCCGUAUCUCCCGCAAGAGAAGCUCGAGCGUAUAUGUGCGACAUUUGGUGUACUGUUUGAGAACGGCUUCUUCAACUUCCAAGCAUGA